This is a messenger RNA of Platichthys flesus (European flounder), 1487 nucleotides long. RefSeq names its product G-protein coupled receptor 26-like. Gene Ontology annotation, biological process: adenylate cyclase-activating G protein-coupled receptor signaling pathway. Gene Ontology annotation, cellular component: membrane. Bases 280 to 1290 code for a protein of 336 amino acids. The transcript is spliced from 3 exons. Gene Ontology annotation, molecular function: G protein-coupled receptor activity. The record is from RefSeq and is a predicted model, not a curated record. Lineage: Eukaryota; Metazoa; Chordata; Actinopteri; Pleuronectiformes; Pleuronectidae.
GCUGGGAGGGAAAGUGCACAGACCGAGCCCACGAAUCUCCAAACAUCCCUCUUCCUCUCAUCAUGCCGGACUCCUUCUCAUCAUCCUGUCCUGGCUCUGGCACUGAGACGAUGUAGUGGAGGCAAGAAGCAGAGGGAAUCUCCACGGGCGGAGAGAGAUGUGGGGAUGCACGGACACGGUUAUGGGUGACUGAUGCCCUGUUUUUUUGCAGAAGGAGCAAAAUGAGGACGGAUUUACGGACAGAAAAGUGGGAAUAAGUGAGUUUCUGGGCCACCCAGGAUGGACACUGCGGAGGUAAUCCUCUCUGUGUUGGUGGUUGUGAUCAUUAUAGUGUCGUUGCUGUCCAACGUCCUGGUGCUGGUCUGCUUUCUGUACAACCCGGAGAUCCGCAAGCAGGUGCCGGGUCUCUUCAACCUGAACCUCACCUUCUGCAACUUGUUGCUGACGGUGUCCAACAUGCCGCUCACUCUGGUGGGACUCGUCAGCAACGCGCAGCCGGGGGGAGACGGCUUCUGCCGCACCGUGGGAUUCCUGGAGACCUUCCUGUCCACCAACUCGAUGCUGAGCAUGGCAGCGCUGAGCAUCGACCGGUGGAUCGCGGUGGUGUUCCCGCUGAGGUACCACUCCAAGAUGCGCCACAAGGACGCGGCUUUCGUGCUCGGCUACACGUGGGCGCACUCCAUGUCCUUCUCCACGGUGGCCGCGUGCCUCUCCUGGGUGGGAUACCACCGGCUCUACGCGUCCUGCACCCUGUCCAACCCCAGGGCGAGCAGCCGGACCCAGUUUGUCAUCUUCACCGUCUUUUUCCACUCCUUCACCUUCCUGCUGUCUUUAAUAGUUCUGUGUGUCACAUACCUCAAAGUGCUGAAAGUGGCGAGGUUUCACUGCAAGAGGAUCGACGUUAUCACAAUGCAAACUUUAGUGCUGCUGGUGGACAUACAUCCCAGCGUUCGCCAGCGUUGCCUGGAGGAGCAGAGGAGGCGACGGCAGAGAGCUACGAGGAAGAUCAGCACCUUCAUUGGCACCUUCAUGCUCUGCUUCGCUCCCUAUGUGAUCACAAGGAUCGUGGAGUUAUUUCCAGCAGUGCCUAUCAACCCUCACUGGGGAAUUGUCUCCAAGUGCUUAGCUUAUAGCAAGGCGGCCUGCGACCCCUUCGUGUACUCCCUGCUCCGACACCAGUACAAGAAGACGUGCAGCGACAUCGUCAACAGGCUGCUGAAGCGUAGUUCCCUGAACACGUCCGGCCGCGGCCACCAGACCCAUGGCAACAGCAUACCGACCGCGGAGUGACGGACAGCGGGGGGGACUGACAGGGCUGUGUCCCGGGGGUUGACUUGGCCACUGUCGGGGAAAGCUGAUUUAUCGCCGAUGAAGAAGAGGACAAAUUAGUUCUCCCUGUCUGCUUGAAUUUGGAAUGACAUGCCAGAAAAAGAGUGACUAAAGACAAGGGCACAUCCCGGCACAGGAAUACCACUGUGCUUGCAUAC